This is a messenger RNA of Gossypium arboreum, 2049 nucleotides long. RefSeq lists its product as uncharacterized. The transcript is spliced from 5 exons. Bases 1 to 2049 code for a protein of 682 amino acids. Lineage: Eukaryota; Viridiplantae; Streptophyta; Magnoliopsida; Malvales; Malvaceae. The record is from RefSeq and is a predicted model, not a curated record.
AUGCUCUUUGUCAACACUCUAAAAGCUCCAUUUAUCAACCACAUGUUGGGAGGCGCUACUAAGAGCUUCUCAGACAUAGUAAUGUCAGGAGAGAUGAUAGAGAACGCGAUAAGAUGCGGGAAGAUCAAAAUAGGGGAAAAUACCAAGAAAUCAGCUCCGAGAAGGAAAGAAAAUGAAGUAAACAACGCAGGCGUAUACAAUAAAAGUUAUUCCAAGCCAGUCACUGUGAGCCAACCAAAAACAAUGACUACCAGCCAUCAGGGCUCUGUAAGACAAGAUUCAAACCCGAGGCCUAACACAAAAAGAGUCCAGUUUACGCUUAUCCUAAUGUCAUACAGGGAGUUGUAUCAGAGUUUAUUCGAUGCCCAUGUAGUGUCACCUUACUACUUGAAACCCCUGCAACCUCCUUUCCCUAAGUGGUAUGACGCAAACGCUCAAUGCGAAAACCAUGCAGGAAUCUCGGGACACACAAUUGAGAACUGCACUGCCUUCGAAAAAGUAGUCGAAAGGCUCAUAGGCAUGGGCGUUGUGAAGUUCGAUGAGCCCACAAGACCUAAUGUAGUAGGAAAUCCACUACCUAGUCAUUCAGACAAAGGGGUAAAUGCGAUAAUUGAAAAGGGAAAAAGGAGAACCAAGAUGAAUGUAUCAGAGGUAAAAAUCCCGUUGAAAUGGGUUUGGAAGAGGAUGGUGGAAAGAGGUUUAGUCGCACAAGAUUCAAAGGAAAGGCCCAGAGAAGCAAGAGGAUACUGCGAGUUUCAUGCCAAUGAAGGCCAUGACAUCCAAAAGUGCAAUAAUUUCAGGUCUAUAGUGCAAAAGUUGAUGGACAAUAAGGAGAUGGAAUUUUACGAAGAAAUCGAGGGAUCAGAAGAAGGAGAGGUUCACGCCUCAGAGGAAGGAACAACAGAAGGGGUCCAAAGAGUUAAUCAUCCUGUGGGUUCUCUGGAAUUACGACUACAACUGACGAUCCCGGGUGAGGAGAACCCGGCCAGCGCUUCAAGGAAGAACCAAGAUGUAGGUUUCUAUACACGCAGUGGAAGACGUUAUGAUCCUGCGGGUACAGAAAUUGAAACUGUUAAAGGAAAGACCCCAAUAGUCGAGCAAAGAAAGGAAAAGAUGGUUAGGCUCGAAUUGCCAAUCAAUGAACCAGUAACCGAGAAGGAAGCUAGAGAAUUCCUAAAAUUCUUAAAACAUAGUGAGUACAGCAUGGUUGAACAGUUACACAAGCAAUCGGCUCGCAUCUCGGUGCUAGCUUUGUUCUUGAGUUUGGAGACACAUCGAAGCGCAUUAAUGAAGGUACUAAACAAAACUUACGUCGCGGAUGAUAUCUCUAUCAACAAGCUGGACCGUCUCGUCAAUAAUAUAAGCACUGAUAAUUUUAUAUUUUUCAAUGACAAUGAAAUACCGCCUGGGGGAAUAGGAUCAACAAAAGCGCUACACAUUACCACCCGCUGUAAAGGAUAUACACUACUGGGAGUGUUGAUUGACAAUGGGUCUGCACUAAAUGUCCUACCCCUAUCUAUGCUGAAUAGGCUGCCAGUGGAUAGUUCCCAUAUGAAGACAUGCCAAAAUGUAGUGAGGGAAUUUGAUGGUACUAAAAGGAAGGCCCUGGAUUCAUCAACAGGGGUAGUACCGUCAUCACUACAUCAAAAGCUCAAAUUUAUAACGGAAGGGCGAUUGGUGACCGUAAAUGCAGAAGAGGAUAUCAUUGCGUCCGUUACUAGCGACGCACCUUAUGUGGAGACAAAUGAUGAAGCAAUAGAAUGCUCUUUCCGAUCAUUAGAAUUUGUGAACACAACCUUUAUUGUCGAAGGGAACAAGUUGGGAAAGGAGCUUGGAAGAAAUCUACAAGGAAGGAUCGAGGCACCCAUACUCACGGACAAACGAGACCAUUUCGGUUUAGGGUACAAGCCAAAUACAAGGUCUCCAGAUAUCAAAUAUAUGAGUAGCACUGCUACUGACUCAAAGUCUCCUUUUGAGCAAGAUAUGUGCACGGAAGAUUCUCAGGAUUUUGAAGAUGACCGAAACUGUAACCUAUCUCCGGAUUUAUGA